This is a messenger RNA of Branchiostoma belcheri (Belcher's lancelet), 823 nucleotides long. Its product is annotated as 39S ribosomal protein L52, mitochondrial-like. The transcript has 5 exons. Lineage: Eukaryota; Metazoa; Chordata; Leptocardii; Amphioxiformes; Branchiostomatidae. Gene Ontology annotation, cellular component: mitochondrial large ribosomal subunit. The record is from RefSeq and is a predicted model, not a curated record. Gene Ontology annotation, molecular function: structural constituent of ribosome. Gene Ontology annotation, biological process: mitochondrial translation. Bases 19 to 462 code for a protein of 147 amino acids.
GAGACAUUGCGAUCCAAAAUGGCUGCCUGGAGAAGUGUGGCAUGCGUCCUUCGAGCAAAAAUGCGAGAGAGCUGGACAUUCGGAGCACAGUCACCACACAUAAACAGGUGCCUCUCCACCUCAGCUCACCUGUGUUCAGGAGAAACCUGGAGACAGAGCUAUGGUUUACCACCUCAGAAGAACGAGUAUGGGCCACUCACUGACUUGCCAGACUGGACAUUUGCUGAUGGCAGACCAGCACCCAUGGGCACGAGACAGCUGAAACGGUUGAAGGAGCGAAAAGAACUUGCUGCCAGAAUAGUUAGUCUUCUGGAGGAGGUUGAAGAGGGGAAGCAGGGUUAUCUACAGAAGAUAGAACAAGAGGCUGAAAAGGUUGCAGAGAAAGAAAGGAGACGACUCAAGCCAAAGGGAAAACAAUUGUUACAGAAAUCUAAACAAAAACACAAGAAUGAGUCAAUAUGAUACCUACAGUAUGUGAACAACUAAAGUAUAAGGAAAGACCAUUUCACUACAAAAUAUUAUUCUUAAACCAAGGACAAUUUUAUUGGUUAAUUGACAGGUACAAGUAUGUGGGAGCUAACACUGCCUUAACAAGCUUUACAUUCUGGUUUCAAUGCUACAUCUUCCAAAUGUACAUAUCUGAUAUGCUUACAUUUUUCUCAGGAAGCAGUCAGAAAGCAUACUGUAAUAUCUGUUCUCAGUUACACUUAUAUUCAAUGACACCCAAAUCAAGUACAUGUAUUGUCAAAAGUAAGUUUACAGCAAUUUUUUGUCAUCCCCAUCAAUACAAUGUAGUAGCAACAAAUAAAUCUCAAAACAGGAA